UAAAGAAGAAAAAAACAACUCUUGCUUCCUGGAACAAAGUUUCUUUCGCUUUUUCUUUUGAGUUCUGAAAAAUUGGUCCUGUUGAUUUGACAUGAACAGCACUCCCCAGUUCCCGAGAUAAGGCACCGGGAAACCUUGUAAGGAAACAGUGAUACAGCGUGGAGAAGACCCUUCUGCCUCAGCAACCCCCGACAACCCCGAUUAACCCUAACCUAAUCAUGGGACAAUUCACAAUGGCCAAUUAACCUACCUGAGACUUUCCUGCAGUAGUUAAUCUAAAAGGCUGGAGAAGUCCAACUGGAUCUCAAAAUGAAUCCGAGCAUGGACCUGACAGAUAGAGGCUCAAGGGAGUAGAAGCCCAGUCUGGUGAACCCCUCCUCUGAUGAUAUACACACACUACACCAAGACUGGUUGGACACUGAGGUGUAGUCCAUAAGACACUGGAGCAGGACAGCAGAGAAUGUUGCUUGGGAGCUGAGCCGAGCAAUUGAACAGGGGGACAAAGAAACUGCGAUGAAGUGUGUGGAGUUCCUGGCUGAGCGACAUGUGCCCAUCAACGUCCAACUCAACAAAUCUGCAUACCAACAGCAAGAAAUUAGGUUAAGAGUUGGUGUGGAAGACUGGUGGACGAGUGGUACAACCAUCACAAUGAACGUGUUUCCUUACACGACUAUUGCAAUGCUGAAGACAAAGAUGCAUAAAGACUACAGUUUCAGUCCUAAACUGCAACAGUGGAUCAUUGCACAGCGCCUGGCGAAGGACCACGAAACUCUUUCCUUUCAUGGCAUCAAAAAGGAUGGGGAUACGGCCUACCUGUACCUUUUGACAGCCAAGCAGGUCGCACAGACUGACCCUGUGCAGCUACCAGCAGAAGCACCUCAGGUGGCUACUGAUGAACCAAGACCAAUUAGGGAGCAACUUCUCCCAGUGUUGGAAGCGCGUGGCACCGCAGCACAGUUGAAUGAAGGACGGUGUUUGGCAAAAGCAGUGCCUCAGAUUGGCUGGAACUGUCCAGGAUGCACAUACGUCAAUAAACCAACUCGUCCGGGGUGCGAGAUGUGCAGCACGGCCAGGCCAGAUGACUACCAGGUUCCCAACACCUACAAACCUGACCAGGAAGAACUGCAGAGGAUGAAAGAGGAAGAAGCAGCUUUCGAACAAUAUGAAAAAUCGAUGGUUCUCGAGCGGCAGAAGAAUUACCAGCAGAUGUUGGAAACAGAUGAUCAAAACCUGGUCUCAGCAAGUGAGGAGUUUGAUUGCCCAAUUUGUUUCACUUCGUUGGAGCACGGGAAGGGAGUUACUCUUCGAGAGUGCCUACAUUCCUUCUGCAAAGACUGCCUGAAGGGAACGAUCCUGAACAGCACAGACGCUGAUGUGACGUGUCCAUUUAUGAACGAGUAUUACUCUUGCGAUAGCAAGAUCCUUGAACGCGAGAUAAAAUACCUCCUAUCAGCGGGUGAGUAUCGCAGCUACCUGGACAGAAGCUUAGCGAUUGCCGAGAACUGCAGUGAGAACAGUUACCACUGCAAAACCCCAGACUGCAGGGGCUGGUGUAUCUAUGAAGACGACGUCAAUGAUUUUCACUGCCCCCUCUGUAUGAAAAGUAACUGCCUGAUCUGCAAGGCUAUACAUGAAGGGGUAAAUUGCAAGGAAUACCAAGACAACCUCAGAAUUCAAGCUGAAAUUAAUGAAGCUGCAAAACAAACUGCGGAGAUGCUCAAGAGACUUCUGGAUCAGGGGGAGGCUAUGAAUUGUCCUAAAUGCAAAAUUGUACUGCAGAAGAAGGAUGGAUGUGACUGGAUACGCUGCAGUAUGUGCAAAACAGAAAUCUGCUGGGUGACAAAAGGACCUCGCUGGGGACCUCUGGGGGCUGGUGACAUCAGUGGAGGAUGCCGUUGCCGUGUCAAUGGUGUACCAUGUCAUCCCAAAUGCCAGAACUGCCACUGAUUCCCUGUGUACUAAAUGCCACACCAAUGUACCCGAGACUAGAUUCUGCUGGACAAGUAUCCUCAGCUCUGAAGGAAAUUAAAACCAUGGCAACAUUCUAAUUUGUUGGAAUCCAGAUAAACGCAAGUCUAAUUUGAAAGUACUGGCUUCGAUAUUUUGGGGGAGAAAACCUUUUACUGCAUCCGAAUAAUUAUAACUAAGGAUUUCCAAAGCAUUAUUUUCUUAUAUCUCUGUAACUGACUGAAGCAUCUCAUACAAAUGCAGUGGCAGAGGUCGGGGAAGAACAUGGAGCACAGUGACAUUCCCAGCCACUUGUACUAAAGCUGAACGACUGGCACCAUGAACUAGAUACUGAACUUGUGAAGAGUUAUCACUGUCCACCAGGAGCAGAGUGCAAAUUAAACAGGGAUGCACAGGAUGAAGCAUCUUGCCAUUAGUAGCUAAGAUUCAAAGUGAGAUGAGGUGGAGGCAAUGUAUACUGCCAGUUCCCAAGCGCCAAGUUGGUGACCUUGUAGUUGGGAGUUAAGGAAUUCAAUUAUAAUAAUGUAUUAUAUUUUAAAAAAAGCAAGGUGAUUGGUCAGUUUCAUUCCUUUAAAUCGUGGGAAAAGUAAGUAAGUCCCAAGAAUGGAGUUAACAUGCUUUUGUGGAAACUCUAGAAAUGUACCAAGUCAUGGAAGGCACAAAGCUGAGAUUCAGCACACAUUUAAAAAUGGAUUUUCCUGUUUCUGUCAUUCUAAUUCACUUCUGAACAUGUAUAAUUCCAAUCUAAUAAAGAAACUCUGAAAUGC
This is a messenger RNA of Mobula hypostoma (lesser devil ray), 2735 nucleotides long. It is a transcript of the gene rbck1, whose product is annotated as RanBP-type and C3HC4-type zinc finger containing 1. NCBI's taxonomy places the organism in Eukaryota, Metazoa, Chordata, Chondrichthyes, Myliobatiformes, Myliobatidae. The transcript is spliced from 15 exons. The record is from RefSeq and is a predicted model, not a curated record. Gene Ontology annotation, cellular component: ubiquitin ligase complex. Bases 514 to 1947 code for a protein of 477 amino acids. Gene Ontology annotation, molecular function: ubiquitin-protein transferase activity; metal ion binding; ubiquitin binding. Gene Ontology annotation, biological process: protein linear polyubiquitination; proteasome-mediated ubiquitin-dependent protein catabolic process.